Molecule: messenger RNA, 1322 nt
Organism: Castor canadensis (American beaver)
Lineage: Eukaryota; Metazoa; Chordata; Mammalia; Rodentia; Castoridae
Source: RefSeq, a predicted model, not a curated record
AUGCCACCUGUAGAAGCUGGCAAUCAGUUCCAAGAAUGUCUUCCCACAGAUUCUGUUGGUGUUGCCCAGGGAGCCUGCAAACAGUACCUGCAGGCUCUCCCGGAGACCUCAGAGCAGUGUCAAAUCAACAGUGCCUUGACUUCUUUCCACACUGCUCUGGAACUUGCAGUAGAUCAGAGAGAAAUCCAGCACGUCUGCCUGUAUGAGAUUGGUUGGUGCAGCAUGAUCGAGCUCAACUUCAAGGAUGCAUUCAGUUCCUUCGAGAGGCUGAAAAACGAGUCCAGGUGGUCACAGUGCUACUAUGCAUAUUUGACCGCAGUCUGUCAGGGAGCCACUGGUGACGUGGAUGGGGCGCAGACUGUCUUUAAAGAAGCUCAGAAACUCUUCAAAAGGAAGAACAACCAGAUUGAGCAGUUCUCGGUGAAAAGGGCAGAGAGGUUUCGGAAGCAAACCCCAACCAAAGUGCUGUGUGUGCUGGCCUCCAUCGAGGUGCUGUACUUGUGGAAAGCCCUUCCCAACUGUUCCCUCCCCAACCUUCAGAGGAUGAGUCAAGCUUGCCAUGAAGUAGACGAUUCAUCUGUGGUUGGAUUAAAGUAUUUGCUUCUUGGUGCCAUACACAAAUGUCUAGGAAACACAGAAGAUGCUCUUCAGUUCUUUCAGCGAGCCGCUAAAGAUGAGUUAUGUCGUCAGAAUAACUUGUACGUGCAGCCAUACGCUUGCUAUGAACUUGGCUGUCUUCUAUUAGACAAACCCGAGACUGUAGGAAGAGGCAGAACUUUACUUCUUCAAGCAAAGGAGGAUUUCUCUGGCUAUGACUUUGAAAACAGAUUGCAUGUCCGCAUCCAUGCUGCUCUGGCCUCUUUGAGGGAAUUGGUUCCUCAGUGACGGGCCUGGGAGUGGCCCCUCUGUCCCUCCCCUCCCAGGGUCUGCACUUUGAAACAAAAGCAGAGGACAAAGCUGUUGGGAAGAUCGGCUUUUCUUCUGGAAACCACCUGUGCCAGGGACACAUCUCCCAGUGAAGCUGACAAAUGGAAAUCUCCUCUUUUAAACUUGUAGCUAAAGCAUAAUAAUGAUGAUAACGACUGUAAUAGCUAACCACCUGGGGAGAGGUUAAGUGACCUUGUUCAUUUUUGUUUUGUGAUUUAUUCUUUUUAAAAUAAAAUCAAACUAAAUAUUCAUCCUGUGAUCCUGUAGGAACGCCGACCUUAAGCACAGAUCCAAAUGGGUAACAUGAAGACAUACCUGUACAGUGAUUAACAAUAUCAGACCAUAGCAUUUAUAUUGUGUUUUGAAAAAAAAUAAAAACGCUUUCUAUUGUUUUA